AUGAACCAGAUGAAUGCCGGGAUGAACCCGGGGGUUGGGGGCCCUGUCGGUGGAGUUCCAAUGAUGAACAAUGGAUCUACGGCUUCUCGUAACGACAGUGCUAUGACCAACCCUGAACUCAUGAUCAACAAUCUCAACACGUAUAUCUAUGAUUACUUUUUGAAGCGUGGCUACCACGACUGCGCUCGCGCACUCGUGCAGGAUGAAUCCGUCAAACUCAACACGGAUCCCAGCCCUAAGACAAGUCCCGGAAGUCGACGUGAUGAUGUCAAUGGCAUGGAUACCGACGGCAUGAUGACUGAUGGAAAGGAUGAGAAGAUGAAGAUCCCCCAUGAUCUCCCUCGCCCAAAUCUUCCUAAUGAAAUUCCAUCUUCAUUUCUGCUUGAUUGGUUCAGCCUCUUUUGGGAUUUCUUUUGGGCCCAACGCAAGAAGACAAAUGGCGGUGAUAUCAGGCAAUACCUCCAGCACAACCAGCAAUUCAUGCGUAUGCGAGAACAGCAGCAUAACCAGUUCAUGCGCCAGCAACCCAUGAUGCCGGCCGCCCAAAUGAACCAGUUGCGGAGGCAGAAUGGCAUGGUGCCUCCUAACCUGCAGAAAACAGUGCUGCAGAAUAACACCCCUGGGCUUACGCCACAACAACAACAGAUGGCACAGUUCCAAAAGACCCAGCAGAUGCAAAUGAUGCAACAGUUGCAACGCGAGCAAUCUGAAAUGGACAUGGGCGGACAUCGCCCACAGUCACCAGCAUCUGCAGACAAUGCCCCUUCGCCGUCGAAACGCCCUCGCCUUGAAGGCGCUGCCAACGGGCAGCAGCUGGCACCGAACGGACGCGGACAAGGACAAGGAAUGCCCGGACAACCCCAUCAGGCGAUGAUGAUGCAGAAUGGCAUGCAGGGACGGAUGAGCCAGGCGCAGCAGUUCCAGCAGCUCCAGCAGUCGGGACAAGCGCAACAGAAAUCUAUGCAGGUAUAUGCUCAAAACUUGGCCCUUCAUCACUCUCGCUCAGCAUCGAAUUCCCAGGGUAUCCCGAAUGGUGGUAUGAUGAAUCCCGGUGUUAUGGCCAACCAGGCAGAUCUGGUGCCGAUGCCCGAUGGCCAAGGAAUGUACCCCCUACCUGGCGGUCCUGAGUACUACAAUGCUGCCAACGGUCAGAUGAACCAGGUCCGACCCGGUGGUAUGCAGACUCCUGGACCUCAGCAAGGUAAUCAUGCUCUUCAAGAUUAUCAAAUGCAGCUUAUGCUGCUUGAACAGCAGAAUAAGCGGCGUUUGAUGAUGGCCCGUCAAGAGCAGGACACCAUGUCCCGCGGUGAGGGCCAGAUGCCUGGACCAGGUAUGCCUGGCGCUUCCCCAGGCAGCAGAACGGGUACAUCUCCCAUCCCCGACCAAAUGAAACGUGGUACGCCCAAGAUGAACCAAACUGGACUUCCCGGAUCGCCUAGUGCCGGCGACAUGUCCCAGCGCGGAUCACCUGGAUCCAUGAACCUUAACGGUGGGCCAAUGCCUCCGGAGAUGGCUGCUCAAUUCUUCUCUGGCCCCCCCAACAUGCGACCCCCCAGUUCUAACCCUGCCUUCACUGGACCUCAAAUGGGCCAACCGAUUCCGGCCAACGCCGGCCAGCCAUUCGCCUGCGAACCAGACACAAGCUGGAACUCCGCAAGAACGAAGCGCGAUGCCUCCGCCCUCGGCGCCAACUGCAGGCCCCAACGCUGGCCGCGGCCAGCCAGCAUCCCCCAGACGGCUGGCAACGCGCCACCAACGCCCAACCAGACUAACAAGCCUGCUCCAAAGGGCAAAAAGGACGCCAAGGAUACUCGCAAGCGACCUACCAAGAAGGCCGCCGCCGCAGCUGCCGCAGCAGGCGCCACUCCAUCCACCGAGGCCGCAGAUAUGGCGACUCCAUCGACUCCCGUCACACCCCACGCUCCCGCCAACGCCUUCAAGAAUGGAGCCAAUGGAGCGAACGGGCCUGUACAAGCUCAGUCCCAGGCACCAGGUCCUCAGACUAUGGUCCCGCCCUCUGACCCGAGCCAGCAACCCUUUACCGACCUCAGCAUCCCCGAUGCUUCCGCUUUCAACCUUGACUUCAGCGCACUGGAAAACCCAGACAUUCUGGAGAACUUCGACUUUGACACGUUCCUCAACACGGACGCCGAUGCCACGGGCUUCGGAUUCGACCCUAGUAUAUCUUACUCGGCCGACGGUGUUGAGACAGGAGCCGGCGACGGCCUGUGA
This is a messenger RNA of Penicillium soppii, 2232 nucleotides long. It is a transcript of the gene somA, whose product is annotated as putative cAMP-dependent protein kinase pathway protein (Som1). The coding region runs from base 1 to 2232 and encodes 743 amino acids. NCBI's taxonomy places the organism in Eukaryota, Fungi, Ascomycota, Eurotiomycetes, Eurotiales, Aspergillaceae. Gene Ontology annotation, biological process: positive regulation of transcription by RNA polymerase II. The transcript is spliced from 6 exons. Gene Ontology annotation, molecular function: protein binding. Gene Ontology annotation, cellular component: nucleus. The record is from RefSeq and is a predicted model, not a curated record.